AUGGAGAGCAAAGGAAUUCCCGGUGAUGAGGGGAUUACACUGACUCCGGAAGACCGCUCGCAAGCUAUUUCUGCUCUAGUCGAAGAACAGCAAAGCUGGCUAGAGAAAAAGCUGAAGCCGAAGACCAUCAAUGCCCGCUAUCCAUUCACGGGAAAGCCCUUGCUUUGGGCAACAUGCGGAUUUGGCAGCUUGGGUGAUGCCCUAUUUGGCUUAAAUUCAGGCAUUAUGUCCGGUCUACUGGUGAAUUCGGUCUUUAUAUCCCGCUUUUUCAAAGACUAUGGGGGUGCCAAUGGUAGCACGGAUGGUGUCAACCCUUCGAUCACUGGUAUAUCUGUCGCAUGUCUGCAGGCUUCUGCAGCGGUAGGGUCACUACUGGCAGGUCGAUUGGGAGAUAUAAUCGGCCGCAAGAAGUGUGUUCGCAUUGGUGCCUUCAUAUACUUCUUCAGCGCUUUCAUCCAAAUGUUUGCUCCAGGGUUUGGUACCUUCGUGGCCGGCCGCACGAUUCAAGGGCUGGGGGUUGGAUUUUUAUCAAUGACAGUGCCUAUCAUUCAAACCGAGAUUGCCGCACCCCAUCGACGAGGACUGAUGGUGGGCAUUGAGUACACAUUCCAAAUUGGUGGCUACAUGCUGUCUUGCUGGAUUGACUAUGGGUUUUUCUUCGCUUUACCUAGUAAUAUGUCUUGGCAAGGCCCGUUCAUUCCUCAGAUUGUCCUCUCUUUUAUUCUUCUUGCCAUGUCCUUCUUUCUCCCGGAAACCCCUCGUUGGCUUGCUAUGAAUGGUUUUAGCCGGGAGAGUCUGCAGACCAUUGCUGAUCUACACUCUGAUGGAGAUACACAGGCGGAACAUGUGCAAAAGGUCUAUUUGGAGAUUCAAGAAGCGGUCAUCUACGAGGCUCGUCAAGGAAAAUCAAGCUGGAAGGAAAUGUUUACACGCUACCGUAAGCGGACGAUCGUGGGAAUCACAGCUCAGAUGUAUGCCCAGAUCAACGGCAUCAACAUCAUUUCAUUUUAUCUUCCGAGCACACUGGCUUCUGCCGGGUAUAAUGAGAAGAAGUCGCUGCUUCUCACGGCCGCAAAUUCACUUCCUUAUACUGCUGCCACUGUUGCGACUUGGUGGCUAGCAGACCGGUGGGGUCGAAAGCCACUGCUUCUUGUAGGAGGUCUUGGCAUGGCUGUCCUCUUAUCUAUUGUCUGUGUGUUUACCGAAGCUCCCUUCAGCAUUGAAACCAAGGCAAACGGGCAGUAUGCCUUCGUCAUGCUGUAUAAUGUUCUUAAAGGAAUGGCCCUUGCGACAACAAGCAACUGGGUUUUCAAUUUUAUCAUUGGCAUGGUAUCACCCGAUGCAUUUGCCGGUAUCCAUGGGUAUUUCUACCUCAUCAUCGCAUUCUUCUGUCUGUCCUCGGCGGUAGUGUCGCAUUUCUAUUAUGUCGAGACGGCCGAUCAUACUCUUGAGGAAAUUGCUGUUGCCUUCGGUGAGAAAGCGUUUGCAAGUCCCGAUAAUGAGGUGAUGGAGAUUGCCCAUGAUGAUUCCAAGUGUGAUAAAGAGCAACAUCUAGCCUGA
Messenger RNA from Penicillium manginii, 1560 nucleotides. RefSeq lists its product as uncharacterized. The transcript has 5 exons. The record is from RefSeq and is a predicted model, not a curated record. Lineage: Eukaryota; Fungi; Ascomycota; Eurotiomycetes; Eurotiales; Aspergillaceae. Gene Ontology annotation, biological process: transmembrane transport; carbohydrate transport. Gene Ontology annotation, molecular function: carbohydrate:proton symporter activity. Bases 1 to 1560 code for a protein of 519 amino acids. Gene Ontology annotation, cellular component: membrane.